AUGGUUCCCACAGCUAACCAGGCACAGCUUCCACCAAGUACUGAACAAGUAUAUGCGGGACUUGCGGAGGCUCCACUUGUUGUGCCACCUCAGCUGGUCCAAUACUUCAUGCGGAAAAGUGGGCAAGGGCCUAUACUUUACAACAUCAGCGCUGAUGACAGAGAGUGUAACGAGGACAUGCGACUGACGCAGGUGGUCAGCCUCGCAGCUCAGCGGUUUUUAGCUACAGUACUGAAUGACGCCAUGCAGUACUACAAGAUGAAGCGCGCAGCAGGGGUGAAGGCCAUGAAGGAGGCAGGACUUGACCCAAAGGACAAGCGGAGGCUGUUGCGUACAGAUGAUCUAGCGCAGGCCCUCCAAGAGUACGGCGUCACCCUCCGAAACCCACCUUACUACGUGGACGCUAACAACCAAGCAGCCGGUGCCCGUCGGUGAAUGAGAGUCCGGAUUAUCCGGCUCUUUCGCUAUAAAGCCACCCUCCCUCGGCAGCUGACUUUUACAUUUGGCAUAAAACUGUAAGCCCUCCCUCCAGCAGUCGGCACUUGGAGUUGGCACACGAGCGAGUCGUCAAUAGCGUCAUGGAACGUUUACUAAAGGAGAGGGAUAUCUAGCUAAAUGUUAUAUAAGAGCGCUUAUCUGUAGACUCGAAGGCAAGGGCUUGUUUGCCAGCAGGUAAUCAAACCUUUAUAUUUGAACCUGCAGGAAUUAAGCGGGGUUGAUGCCUAGACGCACAACCAGGACCUACUGUUCCCUAUGCGAUUGCCAGCCGUGUGUUGCAGUUGCUUGGUAAUGCAUCGUAUGAAUGGAGGCUCGAAUAUUCUGGAGACUAGGACUGUUGCCAUUACAUAACGGCGGCUACGCAAUGCGUUCCUUCUUACCCACCCAUGGCUGUGCAUCUGCGCAUUUAAUCAACGCAGCCUUUUGUGACGUAGGGGUCUUGGACAUGGGCCUUGCGCUGGUGAACGCCUGUUAGGGGCGAGUUGAAUUAGCUUGUGCAACGAACAGCGCCC
Molecule: messenger RNA, 1010 nt
Organism: Volvox carteri f. nagariensis
Lineage: Eukaryota; Viridiplantae; Chlorophyta; Chlorophyceae; Chlamydomonadales; Volvocaceae
Exons: 4
Coding region: 1-435 (144 amino acids)
Biological process (GO): transcription initiation at RNA polymerase II promoter
Cellular component (GO): nucleus; SAGA complex; transcription factor TFIID complex
Molecular function (GO): RNA polymerase II general transcription initiation factor activity; promoter-specific chromatin binding
Source: RefSeq, a predicted model, not a curated record